Molecule: messenger RNA, 1274 nt
Organism: Alnus glutinosa
Lineage: Eukaryota; Viridiplantae; Streptophyta; Magnoliopsida; Fagales; Betulaceae
Product: 36.4 kDa proline-rich protein-like
Exons: 1
Coding region: 48-1004 (318 amino acids)
Source: RefSeq, a predicted model, not a curated record
GGCUCAUUCAUUCCCUCACUCAUUCACUCAAUCUUACUCGUUGAGAGAUGGGGAACCAUGCUCUCUCUAAUCUCUUACUUCUCCUACUAAACUUGGCCACUUUCCUCACUACUUCUCUUGCUUUGCCCUACUGCCCUCCUCCACAACACCCACCCCUUCAUCCCAACCCACCAAAACAUCCCCCCUACGUUGUUCCACCCCAUCCACCACAUGGUCCUGUCAAACCCCCCCAUCCACCAUAUGUUCCUGUCAAUCCCCCCCAUCCACCACAUGUUCCUGUCAAACCACCACAUGUUCCUGUCAAACCACCCCAUCCGCCUCAUGUUCCACCUUAUGUGCCCAAACCACCAAUUGUGAAGCCUCCUAUUGUAUACCCACCACCUUAUGUCCCUAAACCACCAAUUGUGAAGCCUCCUAUUGUAUACCCACCACCUUAUGUCCCUAAACCACCAAUUGUUAAGCCUCCUAUUGUAUAUCCACCACCUUAUGUGCCUAAACCGCCGGUUGUGACACCUCCCAUUGUCUACCCGCCACCUUAUGUGCCUAAACCGCCUGUUGUGACACCUCCCAUUGUCUACCCGCCACCUUAUGUGCCCAAGCCACCAACACCUACACCAGUGGUGCCUAAACCACCAACACCUACACCAGUACCGGUGGUGCCGAACCCGCCUACACCCGAAACGCCAUGCCCUCCUCCGCCACCUAAGGUACCGGUUGUGCCAGCACCAAGUCCACCGGCAGGACAAACAUGCUCCAUUGACACACUAAAGCUAGGCGCAUGUGUGGACUUGUUGGGGGGCCUUGUUCACGUAGGGAUUGGAAGUAGCGCAAAGGACACGUGCUGUCCAGUGCUGCAAGGACUGGUGGACUUGGAUGCCGCGGUGUGCCUUUGCACCACCAUCAAGGUUAAGCUUCUGAAUAUCAAUAUCAUCCUCCCGAUUGCUCUUCAGGUCCUCGUUGAUUGUGGCAAGACUCCACCUGAAGGGUUCACAUGCCCCGCCUAGAAAACUACUCCGAUCCAUCCGCUUUACUCUUUUUUAAGUUAUUGCAUGCACUUGUCUUCGUAUUACUUUCUCUUUUUUUUCUGCAUCGAUCUGUGAUUCCGUAUAAGUGAAAAAAGUUGAGAAUAAUGUAAUGGUAAUAGUGUUGUUUGCAGGACGUAUGUCACUCUGUAACAAAAAAUAACAAGGGAGAUGUUUCCUUCAUCUCGUUGUAUAUCACCAAAUCCCAUAUACUUCGAGAAUUUCGAGUUAAGAACUUUUUAAUUUCGUUUA